GGCUGUGCGACGGCAACAAGGUGCACAUCCUGGCGGCGCCGCUGCUGCAGUACAUGAAGGCGCUGCUCGCCAGCGCCGACCUGCGCGCGCACCGCAGCCUGGCCACACAGUUAAUGCAGAAUGGCAGAGAACUUCUGUCAGUCUUAUCCCAAGAAUUAGAUGAGCUGUCUAUAUCCAUCCGUCUCCGACUUCUCUCUCCGCCUCCCAGCAGUAUCAUCUGGCUCCUGCUGUCUGCAGACCUCUGUCUCAACAAGUUCCUCCCACUGCCCAACACGCUACAACAGUUCUACGCUGCACACCUAGACCUAGCCUCUGAAGAUAACUACAGCGAAGUUAGCUAUGGAUCGUGGAAGAAAAGCCCAGAAAAAGAGGAGUAUAACCGAGCUGAUGUCAGCUCAGACUUAAGCGACAAAGUCUCUCAAAACAUCUCUCAAAUAAGCCUCGACGGAGACGGAGAAAUGAAACCCAAGCUUAGACCUAUAUUAGGGGCUGGUGCCGGACUAUUAAGACAAGAACAAGCUUUAUCCGUCAGCCAAGAUAACUUCGAUACGUGGACUAGCAAAAACAGUCUUACCAAGAGAUAUGAUUUGAACUCUUGGCGGCAAGCGGAAGAGGAAAAGAAAGAGGAAGAACCUGUGUUCAACCCUACCGUUCUACCCCCGAAUCUACAGCAGAACUAUCCAGUUACUGUCCCAGAUUACCCGCCUCCAAAUGUACCAAAUGUAAACAGAUUCAAUAACUACAUGCAAGAGAAUUAUCCUAAUUACUUACAACAAGGCGACGGAGCAUACAUACAAAACUCGUACACCGGGAACACCAAUUUCAAUUCUCAAGGAGACGGUUUCGUUCAGCAGUUCCCCAACGACCGACCAGCGCCGGAAAGAGUCAAUAAUGAAGUCCAAAAAAGCGCCAGACGGCCUGUAGAAAACUGGAGGAAGGAAAAGCCGGAAAUUGAAGAUCCUAACAGAAAUAGACCGAGGAAUUGGACUCGACAGCGCUCUAAAGAUAACAUAAAUGAUGAAAAGGAACCUGAGAAAGAGGAGAGAUACCGGUCAAACUCUAGAAAUUCUCGAGAAAAAGUCCCCGGUAGAUUCCGGCGCAACAGCACGGAGAACCCUGAUGGAGUAGUGAGCGGAACUGGCAAGACUCCUCCGAGAAGACAUGUCUCCGAUGUCCCCAGGAGUCAGAAAUAUUGGGACCACGAUGAUAGAUGUGACAAGGACUAUAGCAGUUAGUGAUUGACUUUAAAUAUAAAAUAAUUCUAGUAAAAUUUUAAGUGACUGUGAAAUUCAUGUGGAUUUUGUGGUAGCGAAGAUUUCUGAUGUUUCCUACGAAAGCAAUAUGUGACUACAAAUAAUAUAAUCAAGUUAUUUCCAUAAAUCAGGGAGGAAUAAAUUAAUAAAGAGUGAUAACCUCAAUACCAAGGCUCGGUAACCGGUUAAAUUUCCAAACCGUUAUCAUGUACUUGAUGCAAAAUCUUUUAAUUUCGGUUUCGUUUGUAAAAUCGGUUUUUAGGAGAACUUUUCCAUAAUGUUCUUGUGAGAUUAACCGGUUUAGAACAUUAAAAACCGGUUUCUUCCUAUGUCGGUGUCUUUAUAUACGCGGCACACUACCAGGUCGGCCGUCUCGUCGCUCGUCGAAUAACCGGUUUAUUUAGGUUCCAAUAAAGUUGCUUAAACGUUCGCGGUCUUAUGAAAGUUCGGGGUAAAACCGAAAUAAACCGGUAUGUACCGCAAUUUUUAUAACCGGUUCAGAGCCUUGUUCAACACAAAAAGCAGAAACGAGAAAGCUCUGAAACAAGGGGAUUUGGUUUAUUAAAAUUAUAUGGCGUUGUCACGUUAUAUUUAUAACAAUUUUAUUAUUUUCUCCUCCUUGAUCAUUGAUCACAAAAAUUCGGAGAUUUGAUUUUUGUGUUGUCACUUUCUUGAACACAAUACAUUGUUGUUCACAUCUGUAGUGCUGCUAUUUUUGCAAUGGGUGUACUUCUUUUACACACGUAAAAAAAGAAAAAGAUGGAUGCCUCAGAAACAGAAUAGUGGCAACUUUGCCCAUAUAUAAAUCAAUAAAGUUUCAACUUUGCCCACGACAAAAUAAAAGUGGCGCCAAGUCUCUUAAAUUCUGUUCUCAGUUUCAAUUUGCUGCCAUCCCACAUAUCGUGGUGAUCCUUAUACAAAUGUAAUCUUCAAAUAUGUAUAAAAAAAGCGAAAAGUUAUCUUGAUGAUGGGUUUAAAUUGAUCACGUUGGUAAGGUAGAUAAAUGAAGUUAAUAAAAUGGUUGCUAAAAUAUUAAUUUUGAUUAACAAACAACGGAUUUAAAGUGUAAGUCCAAAAGUAGCAUCAUAGUCUUAAUAAAUAUUUAGGUUAAAACAAGGUAACCUUCGUGUAAGUCAAUUGGGCUGUUACUGAUUUUGACUAGGACUAUCCUAUCAAAUCAAUAUGAUAACAUUCAAUCUGAAUUCUUGCCCUAACCAUAAAAAUAAACUCAUCAAUUUUCAUAAGUAUUUCAUUUUUUUUUAUCACAAGAUAUUUUCAAAUCUACAUCCCGGGACCUUUGUCCCUUUUUAUUAUUUGCUCAAUUCUCUACAGUACCUUAAUUCAUGACAAAAGUAGAAAUAUUCCAAUAGAUACAGGAUUUAGAUAUUUAUGAUAUAAUUCACGUUUUUGUACCAUCAAAUCUGUUUACUUAUGCCCUUUAAUUUUUUUGUGCAAAAAGUAUGCAAAAUUUUGGCAAAGUCAACAACUUGAUGGUAACAAAAUUGCAGAUUAUGUCUGUAAAUUUUAAUAUAGUUAUAAUUUUAAAAUAAAUGAGGGUUAAUUUAAUAUAGAAAUGAAUACACUAGACACUCCAAUAGUUAAACUCUAAAACGAAUACACAUAUUCUAAAUUCGUGUUGUAUUUCAUAAACAGUGCUCAUAUUAUUUCCAUUCUAACAUUAAUGAAAUGCAUAAUAUUAAAUUAAUUUGUGUAAUUAGUUCAUAAUCUAGAGGUUUAUUUAAAUGAUAGUUAUAGUUUUUAUAUGUAAGUUAGUCUGGUGCAUUUAUAACAAACUAGAAACAAGAAAUGGGUUGUCUAUCGCAGAAUAAUGACAAUCAAAAUACUUUGAAUAAAAUGCUCAGUUUGCAUAAUGUAAUAAUUAAUCAAAACUAAACGUAGGGCAAAUUAUGAUAAUGUAUAUUCCAUCCCUAGCGAUUUCUAAGCUAGGCACAUAUUUGCCUUAAAACUCAAGUAAUAAAUAAAUGGAAUUAGGUGUGAAAUCCUGAAGUACUUAGUGUUAGUUAAGAAUUUAGGAAGUAUUGCAUGGGCAACCCAAAAUAGGCUCCUAAAUUACAUAGGAUAAAUAAGACUAAAGAGCCUAGAGCUACAGGUUUAAACUUGGCAAAAACUCGUAAUACCUACUAGGAAUUAAAUUUUAUUGGAUAAAAUACCAAUACAAUCCAAGUAGAACUUUUAAGGGCUUGCAAUUUCGCCCAACUUUAUAUAACUUUGCCCACAUAGUUAAAUGGUCCUAGAACGUCAUUUUUGAGCAAACAUUAUUUAAUGAUUUUCUCAAUAAUUUCAUUUCAUUUAUUUCAGUUUUAGGCAAUGUUCGUUUUGGCCACCAGAGCAGGUUACUAUGAGGUCCAUAUUUAAUUGUUAACCCAUCAUCAUUGUUCCCCUAAUUUACGUUAUUGUUUCUACGGAAAUUGCAAUAUUUAAGUAGUUGUAGUAGUGGAGUUUUUGCCAAAGAACAUUAAAUGAUUAGUACCUGUAUAGUAAAUACUGCACAAUCUUGUUUCAGUACACAAACACUAGAGUAAUCUAUACGCUUAGAAUAAUUGACGAAUAGGAUUUCUUCACAGUGGGUUACAUUAUUGCGAGAGUGAACCAACUGGACAGAUUUUAGGGAAAAGCAUUUUGUACAGUGACAAUCAGAUAUUGGUCGAGGUUUCUUGUCAAUGAGUGCAAGUUCAGAUAUUAAUUAGUGCAUUGGACGAUUGGAUAUUUGAUGGCUACUGUGCAAAGACAGUGCAAUAGCUACGGAAUAAGUAUCGAGAUCAUUUAUUUGAAACGCGUGAAAGUGAUAGCAUACACUGGACUGAGAAUAAUUAUAGAUAUAUUAUUAAGACACAAAUAAUAUUUCAAAAGUAUGUAUGAUACCGAACAUAAUGGGUAUUUAAUACUAUGCAAAAAUAUUGCAUGAUAUUGAUAUUCGACGAUUGCAUAAUAUUGAUUUUUAGAUUGAAAUUUGGGCCACAACUCAAGCUUCGAUCUUGUAGCAUUCGAUUAUGUUGUGGUCUUACCAGAAAGAUACUUUUCGACACUUACUGGCGCAACGAACUACUUUUGGAUAGAGAAAACUACAAGUAAUUAAAAAAAUCCAGUGUAUGCAUUGCCUUUGAAGAAUUUAGAGUAACAUUCAGUUUGGUUUCGCCAAAGUAGUCAGAGAUGUAGAUUUCUUUUAAUACUUAGGAAUUAAUUAUGAGUACGAGAUAGUGCUAAGGUAACGUAAGGGUGCUGUGCCUAACAGCGAUCUUGGACUUACUGUACUUUAUGAUUCUUCAAAUCAGUUUUUCGAAAUUCUCUGCUCGAUUAUUGCAAGAGCGAUAGAGACGAAAAAUAAUUGUGCGGUUACAAUCCAAGCUUCUACAUAUUUCAUUAAUAUGAUAAUUGUCACCAUACACUGACUAUUGUAAAAUCGUAAAAACCUUGAGUCAAGGUCCUUGACCUAGAAAUGUAUGGAAAAUUAGCAGUUAGUUGGUAAUUGUCAGAUGAUAUUAGGGGCGAAACGGGGUAUGUGGGUCGCGUAUGAGAAACAUCACUUUUACCCUAACUGACAAUGUUAAUUGUGUAUUCUAUUUUAUAAAUAUCGGAAAAUGUAUGUCAUGUUUAGAAUGACUAGGACGUGUGAGCGAACUUAAAAUAUAUUUUAAUGGGAUAAAAGCGCAAAAUUGCUCGCGGCAUUGCGAUAAUGUAAGGUAAGCUUGGAUACGACGCGUAGAUUUUGUAAGAAUUGCUAUAAAAUAUUAGAAUUAUAAAGUUUCUUAGAAUGCUCGGGAACGAUUUGUAUAAAUUUUGGGUUUCACAAUGGAAACAACAGUCGCGCAUUAACAUAUAUCUAAGGACGGGCCUUACGGGCACUAAGAAUGGGGCCAGUACAGCGGUGUCACGCACACGAAUUCGAGCUAACAUGCAGUCUAACGCCACAACGCGAUUGGUUGAUGAUUUCGCAACACGCGUGUUAGACUGCACGAUUGGCUCGAAUUCGUGAGUGACACCACUGAACUAGCACCAUUCUUAGUGCCCGUAAGGUCCGUCCUUAGAUUUAUGUCAAUGCAGUUGCGUCACUGAUUCUGUAUAAAAAUAUUAAUGAAUAUUGUAUUGUAUGUAAAAUAUCUGUUAUCAAAAGAGCGAAACAACAUGACUCAAAUAUGUUUUCGCUGUUAACAAUAUUCUUUAAAUAUUUUAUAUGUUACGGGCAUAAUUUAUUUAAUUGAAAUCUUGUGUAAAAAGUAACCAUGUUUGUAUAUUUUCAAUGGAAUUGUAGAACAAUUGGUUAUGAGUUUAGUUUAAAUAAAACAACUUACGUUAGUAUGAUUAAUUUUAUUUCUAAUUACAUAGAAAUGGCGGCGGCUGCUGCAUACAGAAAUUAUGUAAUCUCGAAUAAAUUGAAAUUUAAUUUC
Messenger RNA from Cydia pomonella (codling moth), 5659 nucleotides. RefSeq lists its product as uncharacterized. Bases 54 to 1235 code for a protein of 393 amino acids. The record is from RefSeq and is a predicted model, not a curated record. NCBI's taxonomy places the organism in Eukaryota, Metazoa, Arthropoda, Insecta, Lepidoptera, Tortricidae. The transcript has 2 exons.